Messenger RNA from Octopus sinensis (East Asian common octopus), 891 nucleotides. Its product is annotated as tigger transposable element-derived protein 4-like. The coding region runs from base 1 to 891 and encodes 296 amino acids. Gene Ontology annotation, molecular function: nucleic acid binding. The transcript has 2 exons. NCBI's taxonomy places the organism in Eukaryota, Metazoa, Mollusca, Cephalopoda, Octopoda, Octopodidae. The record is from RefSeq and is a predicted model, not a curated record.
AUGGUCCUUGACAAUUGUGCUGCGCAUCCAAAAGAUGCUGGAGAAAAUCUAUCAAAUGUUAAAUUGUAUUUUAUUCCACCAAACACAUCCGCAUGCAUUCAGCCAUGUGAUAUGGGGAUCAUAAAAAGUCUAAAGCACAACUACAGAUUGGCAUUUUUACAAAGAGUGAUUGCCGUAAUUGAUUCAGACGAUGCCUGUCUCAAAUCUGUUGUGAAUUCUAUCACUCUUUUGGAUGCGCUACACAUGCUCAAAAUGGCUUGGAGGGAAGUCAAAAUAGCAACAAUUUACAACUGUUUCCGUAAGGCUGGAUUCCAUGAGAAAGUGGGGGAAAAUAUGUUUAGUGACAUUGAAUGUGACGAAAUAACGAUGGAUGUUGCUAAUGAGGAUGAAGAAUGUAUCGGAAUCAUGUCCGAUGAAGAAAUAUGUUUAAUGUCAAGAGAUAUUUCUUGUGAAGACGAUGAGGACGAUGAAGAUCCCAUACCCGUGAAAACAACCAGUUCGGAAGCUAUGGGUGCAUGCAGAUUAAUACGCCAGUUUCUUACUAACAGCGAUUUAACAAGUGAAAUGGAUAUGGACAACUUCUAUGAACUAGAAAAAAGCGUCCUACGCCUUUGCCAGAAGACUAGACAGUCCAAAAUUAAUGAUUUUUUUAAACAUCAGGCGACUUCAAAUAAAUCUCCGCAAGCAGACUUUGGCUCUGUUUUGGUCAACUUGACAAAUAACCAGUUUGCGAGAACUCGGGUAAACAGAGAAGGCCUCGUGAAUGAGUGUCUUCAUCACCAGCAUAAAACUAUCGAAAUAUCUUUUAUCCUUUAUAGCAGCAGCCUGCGCAUUCUGAAUAACCAAAUGCAAAAUAUUCUGACCAAACAUGUCGUUAAUGGACGCCUGUAA